Messenger RNA from Penicillium antarcticum, 1764 nucleotides. RefSeq lists its product as uncharacterized. Lineage: Eukaryota; Fungi; Ascomycota; Eurotiomycetes; Eurotiales; Aspergillaceae. The record is from RefSeq and is a predicted model, not a curated record. The coding region runs from base 1 to 1764 and encodes 587 amino acids. The transcript has a single exon.
AUGCUGUUGAAUCUUGGCCUUACAGCGGACGCCGCAGCUGCCCACACAAAUGAUCCGAGUCCUCCUGUCAACUCUCCAGUGUUCUCCUUGUCAGCGUUUCCAUUGCUGAACACCUUUUACAAGCCUAAACAAUCCGAUGCUUCUGAGACGUGUCCCGGGCUAAUUUCGGGACUCACAUCUGCCAUGGGCAUGAGUCCGGUCGAGUCCGCAGAGAGCGAAGGGGAAGCAUCACAACCACAGCAGCUUCCCGUUAGACCUCGUACCAGCCGUGCAACAUCUGGCCGGAAGUCCACGCGGCUCAAGACUUCCUACCAGUUCGCUCAUCCUGCCUCGCAUGCUCGUCACAAACGGUUACGAUUUCGCCCUAAGCUCCUCUUACAGCUGCAGCAGGUGUCGCAGACACCUCGGCCGCUGCCAGUCGUCGACAUCCUCCCGUCGACUUCAUACCUGCCCCUUCUGGCUCGCAAGUUCCCUGCCAUCUAUCGCACCAGAAACGGACUGGGUCCGUAUGAUUUAAUUGUCGUUAUCAGUGAACAAUACGAGCGAACGGUCACCAGCAUCCCCGAGAAACAAGCCAGCUCAGAAGACGAGGCUGAAGACCAUCGCGAGGUCGUGGCGACCAUCUGUCAAAGGACACAAGAAGAUGCUCGGUUGAAAGGAAAGGCAGAGAUCUGUUUGAACUUUGGACCGGUCUGGGAGGCAACCCCCCUUCCAAGUGGUUCAUACGAGUUUGUUGCGCAGACCGAGAAUGGCCCGCAGGUUAUGCGAUGGGCUUUACGCGGUGGGAGGAACCGUCGGAUGACUGCGCCGGCGGAAAUGAACUCCCGCGACGAAGGCAAGCGAUUCACCUUUAGCGUUAUCGACCCGACUACCCGCCGACAUCCUGUCAUUGCUUCCAUGACUCGCAAUCAGUUGGAAGUGCACGAUGAGUACUCUAUGACCACCCGGACCGGUACUGGCCCUGCGACUCCGACUUCAGCUAUGUCCGUAGUGAGCGAUGCCUCGGAUGACACACCCCUCGACGCGAAUAUUGUCACACUUGAUGAUGGACUGCGAACUCUGAUCAUCACCACCGGCAUCUGGGUCGCCUUCCGCGAGGGAUGGUCCCACAACUUCAGCUAUGACGACUUGGUUUCCUCCGGCGCAAGAUCAGUCGUGUCUCCGUCAUCUUCAAGAAAUGCUUCUCCAACAGUAGCCAGGAAUGAGCACGAUGCUUUCCCUGACAAUGACGAAGCCAGCCCCACAAAGGGAUCCAGCGGCAAGCGCUGCAUGUCAAUCUCAAGUGUUCGACGUUCCAAUACGGCAGCUGCGGCGGAUGACAAGCAAUUUGGAAGCCUGUCUAAGCGCUCAAACUCGACUGGUGCCGCAUUCAUGGAGCGAGCCAAACGACGCUCUGCCUCGGGAUUGAGUACCCGACUAAACCGACACAGCAUGUUCACCACGGGCGAGCAUGGUCGCGACAUUGUCGUUUCCCGCUCUCGUCCUGCAUCAAUACGUCAGAAUUCCUCUUCAUCAGAAGAGUCGUCUGAAGCGCCUCCCCGGUCGAAAGCUCCUAAUCUCAAGCCGGAGAAGGAAAACACAACAUCUACGGGACCCGACAAAGACAUUUCGGCUUCAACCCCUCGUCAAGCACAGAAAACCUAUCGAAAAGAGAAGCCCGAACCCCCCAAACCAGAAGCAGUCGAUUCAACCCCAAAACUCAAACGUCGCCACCGUCUCAGUACCUUCUUCAACAUGUUCAGCCGAAAACACGAUAACCAUUGA